AAGGUUAUUCUGGUAACUGGUGGUAUGUGCAGUCAAUAAGUGCGAUCGCCAAAGCGAUCAUUGAUGGAGAUGAACAUCCUCAACUGAAGCAACUAUACAGGAAACGCGGGAUUGGGCAAGGAGUCCGUCUUCCAACUUGCCAAACACAACCCGCAGCAUAUCUUCCUUGCUGCUCGCUCAGAGUCCAAAGCAAAGGAUGCAAUUGACUCCAUCAAGAACAGCCUUGGCAAGGACGUGAACAUCACCUGGCUCCCUUUGGACUUGACGUCUACAACUUCUAUCAAGAAUGCUGCAGAGACAUUCAAAUCACAGGCCUCGAGACUGGAUAUUCUGAUGCUCAAUGCUGGAGUCAUGGCUCUGCCGCCAGGUGAAACAGAGAUGGGUCAUGAAAUCCAGCUUGGCACGAAUCACACCGGUCACUUCUUUCUAACAAAGCUGCUUAUGCCCACUCUGCUUAAAACCGCAGAAGAGCCGAACUCCGAUGUCCGAGUUAUCUCUCUUUCGUCUAUAGGACAUAACAUGGCCCCGUCGUUCGAGAGUAUCUUGGACCAGAAGAAGUUGAAAAAGACUAGUCAGAGCAUGGUCCGAUACGGUGCAUCUAAAGCCGCCAAUAUCUUGUUCGCAGCAGAGCUAGCUCGUCGCUACCCUUCACUCACAUCGGUGUCUGUCCACCCUGGUAUUAUCCUGACUGACCUUUAUGACUCCAUGUGGAAAAAUUCUAUUUUUACGACUGUCUCUUCGAGGGUCAUGGGGGUCUUCGCUACUCCAUUGUCUAAGGGCGCCUAUAAUCAACUCUGGGCCGCUGCGGGGGCCAAAAAGGAGAACUUGAUGAACGGUGCAUACUAUGUCCCAGUUGGGAUACUGAAAGCCAAGAAUUAUUAUGCAGUGAACAAGGACAUGGGGAAACGAUUGUGGGAGUGGACUGAGGCGGAAUUGCAGAAAUUUGGGGCUCUUUAGUGGAUAUACAUAUUUAACUCAUCUGUACAUAAUGUCUUGAUAAUAGCAGAAGGUAAAAUGCAUCUAUUCGGAUUGG
Paecilomyces variotii is the source of this 1033-nucleotide messenger RNA. RefSeq lists its product as hypothetical. The coding region runs from base 334 to 957 and encodes 207 amino acids. The record is from RefSeq and is a predicted model, not a curated record. The transcript has a single exon. Lineage: Eukaryota; Fungi; Ascomycota; Eurotiomycetes; Eurotiales; Thermoascaceae.